CGCUUCGAGUACUUGUUUCCAUUUCCAACAUGCCAUCAACUCUAAGCAAACUGUAUGAUGCCGCAGCCAGUGGUUCCGUCGAGCGCACGGUUGCCGUGCUUUCUCAAGGGUCGGUAGACAUCGAUGGAGGCUAUGGUGAUGUGGGCCGGACCCCGCUUAUGGCGGCCUCCACCAUGGGAUACUUGCGGGUCGUAAGGGUCCUUUUGAGACCCGGAGCCAGAGUGUCGGUGGCGGACAAUGACGGUGCGACAGCUCUACACCUGUCGAUUGUCAUCAAACACCUGGCCGUCAGCAGGGCUCUGGUCAAGGCCGGAGCGGGCGUUGAAGCGCGUGGUGUAGACGGUACGCCGCUUCACGUGGCCGCGGCGAAAGGAUUCCACAAAGGAAUGGUGAUGCUGAUCCACGUGGAUGCAGUUCACGCGAUCUCCUGGUGUUGGCCGAGCGCGCUCGAGAAAUCAAAGCCGAUCGUUCGCGUGCUGCCGGGUCUGAAGCGCAGGGCGACGAAGCCUUGUGUGCUCUUGGCGGCCCUGUCCAGGUACAACAACAAGCAAGACGGACCGUUCCUGGGGUACUCUCCGGAUAAGAAUGGGGAAUAGGACAGCGACCGUAACUGCUGUACGUGGGCAGGGGUACAAACGAAGGAGGCUGCCGCGGGCGAAGCUACUGCUGCUCGGUCGUAUUGGUGAUGGGUUUCGCCAUUGGCCAAGCUUGCUCUUGUGUGCUGUGUGUUAAGGAGAUAGAGUGGGACAUGGUAGCCCGGAAACACGCUAGCUAUCGCUGC
This is a messenger RNA of Ectocarpus siliculosus, 781 nucleotides long. The record is from the annotation of a GenBank genome assembly. Lineage: Eukaryota; Phaeophyceae; Ectocarpales; Ectocarpaceae.